Messenger RNA from Clunio marinus, 261 nucleotides. Lineage: Eukaryota; Metazoa; Arthropoda; Insecta; Diptera; Chironomidae. The record is from the annotation of a GenBank genome assembly.
AUGGCUUUAAAGAAUUCAUAUGAGGAUAAGAAAAUUUCAUUGAUACUUUCAAGUCUUCAGAUUUUAUUUCACAUACAACUGAAGCCAGAUAAUAAAUUAGCAGGCACUUUUGUUGAGAGGGAAGCAGGGUUGUUGAACGAUAUUAAUUUAUUGAUUGUUGUAAAAUGUUUUCAGAUAAAAUUAUUAAAAUUUCAGUUCAACUUUCCCGAGCGGCACAAAAGGCAAUUUCUGAAGAAAAAGCCAAAGGGAGUACCAAUGUAA